AUGGGAAGCUACCAGAACACUAAUUAUGAUCCAGAAGAAACUGCCGGCUUAUUAUCUAGCCCUGGACCGGAACAAAGAAAGGCAAGGAGGAAUUUGAUAUUAGUGUUUCUUGGCGCAGUUUUUAUUUCUCUCAUAGCGAUAGGAGUCAUCGCAGUAUGGACUGAAGUAAGCUAUGGAUUACCGACAAAGCGGAAUGUAAUAUUAAUGAUUUCGGAUGGUUUCGGACCCGCAUCAGAAACAUUCGCUCGCGAUUAUUAUCAGUAUGUCAACGAUUUGCCGUACAACUAUGUUACCCCGUUGGACAAAAUACUCGUUGGUUCGUCUAGGACCAGAUCUUCUAAUAGUCUGGUCACCGAUUCUGCCGCCGUGAAUCCCGAAGGAUCUCCAUGUGGCACUAUCCUUGAAGCGGCAAAAGAAAUUGGAAUGGUAACGGGACUGGUGGUAACAAGUAGAAUCACUCAUGCAACGCCAGCUUCAUUUUCUGCUCAUGUCGUUUCGAGAAACUUGGAAUACAAUAUUGCCACGCAACAGAUUGGGGAUUAUCCUUUGGGAAGAAAUGUCGAUUUAAUGUUUGGCGGUGGAAGAUGUUAUUUCUUGCCGAAUUCUAGUGAGGGCAGCUGUAGACCUGAUACGAGAGACGUGUUGUCAGAAGCCAAGAAGCUCGGGUUUCAUUACCUAUCCACUCGUGAAGAAUUCGAUAAACUCGAAACCAACUCGCAAAGGUAG
Messenger RNA from Acaulospora colombiana, 726 nucleotides. The record is from the annotation of a GenBank genome assembly. NCBI's taxonomy places the organism in Eukaryota, Fungi, Glomeromycota, Glomeromycetes, Diversisporales, Acaulosporaceae.